Hydractinia symbiolongicarpus is the source of this 3302-nucleotide messenger RNA. RefSeq lists its product as uncharacterized. The transcript is spliced from 11 exons. Lineage: Eukaryota; Metazoa; Cnidaria; Hydrozoa; Anthoathecata; Hydractiniidae. Gene Ontology annotation, molecular function: protein binding; calcium channel activity. Gene Ontology annotation, cellular component: membrane. The record is from RefSeq and is a predicted model, not a curated record. Gene Ontology annotation, biological process: calcium ion import across plasma membrane. Bases 51 to 2660 code for a protein of 869 amino acids.
AAUCAAAAGAUAAAGAUAUAUCUGCCGACAUCUGUUAUUCGCUUUGGUGAAUGUUUUUAACAAGCUCUGCUUACGAACUAAAUAUAAACAUCAAAGUAUUUACCUCAGAUACUGAAGCAUGGCUUAAAGACUGUACAGAAAAGAAGAUGGCGUACAACAACCCUGUAUUUAGUGAGGCCAGCAUUUCAGAUGUAUCAGACGGCGACAUCCAAGGUGAAGAUGAAAACAUACAGCAAUUGGCUGAAUCUGUUGACCGUCUCAGGACAAUAGAGGAAACAAGAAAUUUGGAUUUAAAAAAAUUGAAUUCCAGCAAACGCGCUGCAACUAACGCUUUUUCAAGAUGGAGAAAUGGACCGGCUUCAAUCACGGAUCGUGAUCAUAUCAAUGAUGUCAAGAUUGGAAGUUUAAAAGAUACCAUAGGAAAAAAAAUUACAAAGAAAAAAGAUACGGAUUUUUUGAAACUGGAAUGGGAAAAUACAGAUGAAGAAGACAAGAAUAGUACAGCCAACAAUUUAUUGAUAAGUUACUUCGCUUUUCUUGGUAUGAGUAGCGACCGCCAGAAGGCCGACUUUCUUUUUAUUGACAACAUAUUAAAAUACGCAGAUGUAAACGCUAAAGAUGAGUACGGACAAACAUUAAUGCAUGAAGUAGCCAGAGAAUGGAGUACCGAUUUUGCUAAAUUUUUGAAAAUCAAAGGUAUAGACAUCGACGUGGCAGAUAAAUGGGGAAGAACUCCGUUGUUUGUUGCUACAGCGCACAAUUACGUCGAUAUGGUCGAGUGGCUGGUUCUAAACGGAGCAAACAUUCAUCACCGGACGAUGAAAGGAGAACAACAAAGCGUAAUUCAUUAUGCUGCAAAAUACGAUGCUGUUGAUGUUUUUAUACUGCUGGUAAAAUUAGGUGCGAAUCCUUUGGAGAGGGAUUGCAAGGAAAGAACGCCACUUUUUGUGGCUGCUGAAGCAGGUCAGAAACACAUGUGCUCGUAUAUGUUGGACCUUGGGUUGCCGGUAGCCUCCUAUGACGAGAAUGCAGUGUCCAUUAUCGAACACAUCAUCGCACAAAUGCCAACAAGCAUAGCAUACGCAGCACUUAAUCAGUUUAUAUCAACUAAUAAAAUUAACUGCAAGAAGAAAUAUUACCUAAGUUGCUUUGGCAAGAGACGUUUCGUUUUACUAGAAAGAACAAAGAAGCGAUACAGAAAGCCUGCUGAUAAUCAUACGGCAUUAGAAAUACUUAUUCAACACGACGACACACAACUCGUUACUCAUCCCGCCAUAUUAAAAUUGAUUGACUUAAAGACCAACAAGUUUGGUAAACGCUUAAUCCGACUCAAUGUUGCUAUAAAUUUUCUUUACACACUGUUGUGGACUAUCACGGUUAUUAUUCCGGAAAAAAGAGAUAACCAAUGGAGUAACAGAAAUAUAUCACAGAUUUGCUUGUCAUCUAUUGCACAGAUUAUUGCUGUAUAUCAGUUGUACCUACACUUUGACAAAUACGACGCAUCUAGAAAAAGAAUGACGAAAGAAAAGGAGAGAAUAUUAGAACAGUGUAAACGCGAAAAGAAAUUUUGUCAUCCUCGUUGGAUAAUCGAAAAAUACACAUUAAAGAAAACCAAAGAGAGCGCAAAGCGCUUGACAACAGGACUUUUCGCCGAAACUUGGAAUAUCAUUGAUUUUUUCUCAUUGCUGCUUGGUACUGGUGCUUGGAUUAUUACCUUAUUGAAUAUUUCAUUACCAAAACUGCACAAAGUAAAUUCUGUCUGGAAGGGCUACUGCUGCAUCUUUAUUUUAUUUGCUUGGUUGAGGCUUAAUCGUCACGUUAGAUAUGAACAGUCUUUAGGUAGAUUUAUUGCCAUGUUGGAGGAGUCGGCUGUUGCUUCGUUCAAAUCUGCUUUUCUAUUUUUUGAAUUCUUCAUACCGUUUGUUGUUUGUUUUUGGGUUUUGUUUGGUGGUGAGAAAAAAGGUAGCAGUGGUAGUGAAUACGAAGCCUUCUAUGAUCUGGUUUAUCAACUAUACCUACUGGCUAUCGUUGGAGAUUACGAAUAUGAUUAUCUCAAAGAUAGUGACGUAGUUACAUCACAAAUACUCGUUGGACUGUAUUUUAUUCUCGUUAGUACAAUUACCUUGAAUCUUCUCGUUGCAAUGUUUACUGAAGCUUUUAUUAGAAUCAACGAGACUGCUGUAGCUAACGCCCGGUUAAGAGAAGCAGAAGAAAUUUUGGAGAUUGAACGAAGGUUUCCUGAGAAAAAGAAGGAAUUUGAAAUUUACCUUAAUCAAUAUUGCGCCCCAUUGACAGCUGAGAUAACAAGAGAAAUUCCACAAUCUAAUAAAAAGGAAAGAAGUUAUGGAGCGAGGCAAGCAUUAACGGGUGCUUACUAUAAACUCCGCAAGUUGAAUCCUGAGAUGAACACAAUCAUAAAAGAGCAAGAGUUGUUUAAACAUUGUUUUAAUUCUGGUGAAAAAAUGCUAAAAGAUUUUAAAAUAAAAUACAGAGCCGAUGUUCAACGCGACAUCAGGAGUCAAUUACACGAAGUUUUAAAGUUUCAAGACAGUGUUUUCAAUGUUGCUCAGCGUAGAACAAGAACCACAAUAUCAAGACUCGUUGACAGAACUGUGUUUGCAUUCGCCGAUAUUAACGACGGUUCCCUACCCACAGAAUAGAAAGUGGCAGACAGUGUAGCCCAUUCAGUAGACGCAAACUGUAUUGCGUAGAACUUGAACUAUUCGUUGGUCAAGCUGAUGGACGCACCGAGUGUUGGAAAGUUACCUUAAGAGACAUGUAGAUGUCCAGCUAUGUACCUUAAACUUGAGUUACACAUUUUAAAUGAUAUGAAGAUGAAACAAGUCAAUCAUUAGACGAAACUGCAUACUUCUGGAAGACGAUACAUUGUUUUUUUAAUUGUUAGUUGUUGAAUGUAUUGCAUUUUACGAACUGUGAGCCAACGAACUUAAUUUUUUUUUUUGGAAAUUAGGACAAUAAUUUUAAUAUUAUGUGGCCAAAAAAUCCGAUUAUAAAGUAGUAAUAAUAUUGCGGCAACGUCAAAAUAACAAAUAGGACAGAUUGACAGAAUACGGCUAUUAUUGGGUACCCGACGUCAAAACGCCAAAUUAAUCACAAGUAACUGCGUGACGCGGUGUUGAACACUACUCAAUAAAACUGUAAACUAUUCUACACACUCAGAUCAGGCGCUUUAGAACAGGUAUACAGUAAAUCGAGUGAAGUGCACACACACAUUGUAGUGUUUUCUGGUUUAACAUAUUUUCCAGAAAAUAACUUUCUAGCAACUCUGUUAUUUUCCGUGA